GGUGAGAAAACAACGAUGAAGACUGCCUACCUUGUGCUCAUUUUGGCCAUAAUGGUUUUAUCGGUGACAUCACGCUCAACUUAUAAACACCCUCAGCUUAAAUUGCCAGAAAAAGUCAGUGAUCAUGGGCGUCCUGUGCAUUAUUCUCAUCAACAUCUACGUGGCAGAGACAAACUGAUGCCGAAGAACGCUGCUGCCACUGGCAAGGCUGACGAACCGAAUUACCUUGACUAUCAGGAAAACGAUGAUGACAUAACUGAUGGCUCCGCCAGUGGCAUAACUGAUGGCUCUGCCAGUGGCAUAAGUGAUGGCUCUGCCAGUGGCAUAACUGAUGACUAUGCCAGUGACUCAACUGAUGGCUCUGCCAGUGGCAUAACUGAUGGCUCCGCCAGUGGCAUAGCUGAUGACUAUGAUAGUGACUCAACUGAUGGCUCUGCCAGUGGCAUAAUGGCAUAA
Pocillopora damicornis (cauliflower coral) is the source of this 456-nucleotide messenger RNA. RefSeq lists its product as uncharacterized. The record is from RefSeq and is a predicted model, not a curated record. Lineage: Eukaryota; Metazoa; Cnidaria; Anthozoa; Scleractinia; Pocilloporidae.